CCCUGAAGCCGGUGUGAGCUGCGCUUCGCCGCCUUCGGGGUUCCCGUGUGGCGAGUGGGGUGCCGGGCUGCGGGGCGGGCUCCCCGUUCCUCCCGGGGGCUCAGCGGUGGCUGUGCUUUAACAGCAGGGUUGGAUUCUAACUGUGUUAUUAUUUAUUUAGCACAUACCUAGAGCUGUUCUGGUUCUUGUCUCUUAACUUGUUCUUAAGGAAAAAGGGGAGGGAGGGAAGGUCACCUCUCUGUGAUAAAUGUGUUAUUUUUUAUGUCUAGGCAUCUAAGAUGUGCUUUUAUAGUGUUAUGGCAAUAGUUCUGUUUUCACAGAUAAGGUUGUUUCAAACUUCAGUUAGGAGAUGAAGAUAAAGUUAGUGCACUAAGAAAGCUGACUUCUGUGAAACAAAUUACUGUGGAAGUUCGCAUAAGGUGUUUUUUUGGAGGGCAACUGACUUCUAUUGAUGACUUGAUUUAAACCAUUUUCAUUAAUUGAUUUCAAAUUACAUUAUUUUAAUGAUUAUCCUUAUCAGAGGAGAAUGAGUGGAUGCAGAUUUGAGGACAGGCCACGUUUCCCCACGAGGAAGAGCUAUCAUAAUGUUGUCUCUUAGGGGUACAUUCUGCAAACCUUCCUGUGCAGAUAUGAGUCACAGGUCAUGCUGUUUGUAUCUGGAGUGGAUGGAACUCAUGUAACUUGUGUGUUAAUCCCACAGCAGUGGCCAAGAAACAGGCCUCAGUUUCUACUCUCAUGCUCCACCAGCAGCCUCUGUCUCACUUCAGUACUUCUCUUGGGUCCUUACAGACCUAUACCACUCUGGAAACCUCCUUGGGAGUAUGAACCAGUGACUUGUGUCUUUAGAAGCCUGUGAAACCUAGCUUAUGGGCCUCCUGGUUGGUCUGUGUGCCACUGGAGGGGAGUUACAGACAGGGCUGUAAUUUGCAGUGCUUUAUAGAAGAGUAUAGUCAGGUUAGAGGCCUAUGACUGUAACAAAAAUUGUUAUGUUUAUUUUCAGUGUUUUAGAAAGCAUAUGUGACUAAGAAAUAUGUCUAAUGUUUGUAUGUAUCCCUCUUCAUUUUAAGCUUCUGGGGGAAGGCAGAGAGGACCUGACAACUGUUUAUAAGAAACAAGCUUCACGAAGGGCAUCUUCCACCCCUGUGUGGUUUUUUUCCUCUCCUUUUUGUUCAUGUUUGCUAUGAAACCAGGUUUGUUCCAAGUCCAGAGCAGGUGUAUUGCUUUUCUUAGUUGUAUUGUCCAGUUUUCUUCUGUUAAAAGAAGUGCUCUGAUCCAAGAAACCAUCUUCCUGUUUUCCUUAUGACUUAUGCUUUCUAAUUGUAAAGAUUCUCAGGUUUUCUUAUGUUUCUGUGCUUGAUAACCAUUUCUUCUUGUUUCCCAGAAUUAAAAUGAAUAUGCUUCCAUUUCCCCCUUGUCCAACACCUGAAGGCUUUCUAGUUCUCGGGAAGCACAGAGCUCUAAGUUCACCUCUUUACUAAUUUCAGUAGUUUUUAAUAUUUUUGUAGCUCUCGGACUGAAGGAUGUUCCCUACAGUAAAUAUACUGGUCAUGGAUCAAGAAGUUGUAAGCUUAUUGUAGCAAGGAGUGCUUACAGGCCAGUAAACAAUCAGGAAUGAUGUGAGGUCAGUUUGUGGUCACUAAAUCCACGACCAUCAGCAUUGUGACUUUGAGAGUCAGUAUGUGCAUCCAAACACCUAGUGAGCUGUCAUGAAGCUCACAUAUGAUGUAUUAAAAAACAGCUCGCUGUGGAUCAGCAGGGAUUCCGAUGAUUCAGCCAAGAAAUGCUUCAGUAGUAGGAGGUUGGAAACUUUGCCCAAGAGUGUAAGAAAAUAGGACUGACUGGUCUCUGAGGAUGUUUUGAAGUCAGACAAGCAAGAGUGGCAAUUUUUCUAAACAGCCUUUCAUGAGCUCUUAGGUUUUCUUUGAGAACAUACCAUGUAGUUCCUGGCUUCUAUACUAGCAUGCAGUAGGUAAAAAUAAGAUGGUUAAUUUAGCAUGUUUUUUAAAACACUAAUAUCCUCUUAUAUACUAUGGAGUAUCUCAGACUUCUCUUAAUUUUUGUUAAGGUGAGAAACUGAUAGGAAGAGAUGAGCCAAUUACUUUGAGAGGUUGCAGUGGAAGUGAAUUGUGUGGAUUUCUUCUUCUGAGGAGGGCUUAAGUGUUUGUACCAUGGAAUCAGAAAAGAAGAGUGAUGUUACAAGCAAAAGGAGAUGCUUUAAUCAGACCUCCCACACUUAUUCUGAGAAAACUGAGCACAUGCUUGUCAGAAACGUUGCAGCAGGAACUAACCACUAUGGUUUUGGCCAAGCACAUUCUGCCAAAGUUUCAGAAUUAAAGUUUUCAGAGGACAGCUUACCUUAUUUAAAUUCAUCUUUAGAUGCAGAUAUUGAAAUCUAUAAUAAGCAGAGAAUGAGAAUUUGCUGCGCACGGGUAGAUGAAAACAAGGAAGAAGCUGAUACAUUGGGAAGGGCAUGUGACAACACCCACUUCAAUUGUGGGGUGUGUGAUGAUUGCAGGCAAAGCCAUUUAGAUGAAGAUUCACAGCUGGAGUAUCUUAGUGCUCACGAGCAAGAUUUUGAUGAUGGGAAUAGCUCAAGUAAGUUUUCUGAGCAAAGAGGAACGAUAGGCAUCGAAACCUUAAAGCUGACAGAUCCAGUUCAUGAAGUUCCAGAGGGUGGAGUCACAACGGAACAAAAUCUUGUUGACAUGUCAGAAGAUUGUUCUUCUGAGUAUGGUGUAGGUGCCCCAACCUGCCUAGAAGCAGCUACGCCAGAGCUUCCCCAUCUGCUUCAGGCCUCCCUGUCUCUGCAAGAUUCCAGUGAUCAUCAGGAAGAGCAGACAGAGUAUCAUAGUGUUGUUUGUGGAAGUAUACUUGAAAGUCAUUCUUACGGGAGUAAAGAAGCGGUCUGUCCAAAUCUGCUUGUAUGUGACAGUUUAGAAAGUGAAGAGGUGAAAGACACCCCACUGAUUGGUGGCAGGCUGCUACCUCAAAUUGCUACAAGUGAAGAAGUGCUUGAAAAAAAUGACAGACAUUCACAGCAUCUCAAUGAAGCAAGACAAUCCUUGACUUUAGCCAUGGGGAAGGGCCCCUGCAGUAGCCGUGCAGAAGCUGUGCAAUUUUGCAAAUGUGCAGAGGACUUUGAUUUCUACAGUUGUGAAGAAUCUGUUGUGUGCGCACGUGGUACCAGCUAUACUGUGAUGGAUGCUGAAACACAGUUUCCAGUCUCUGCAUUUCUCACUAGCAAGAAUCCCUUUUUUGGAGUGGAAGCUGCAGAUGAAUCCCUAUGUGGAAAUACCAGCUGUCUGAAUUUGGUGCGUUGUGAAACCUUGAAAAAAGUUGCCAGUGACUCUACAGUUAACCAGGCUGUUGACGUGAGUUCUGAUUUUAGAGCUUGCUUUACAACAAGCAGAAGUACCAGUGCUCAGGUUUGUCUCUCAUCCAGGGCUAUUAAUACAGAGAUAACAAUGAUGAACAAAUCUCGACCCGCGGAAUGGUGCCGUGAAAGCUGUGCAGAUGUUGCUUGCAAUACAGACUGGUCAUGUGGAGCCUGUAGUACAGAGGAAAUUUGUUCACAGCUUACUGGCACAGUGGAAAAACACUCAGAUGGCAAUACUGCAACAGCUGAAAUAAGCUCACUACAGGAACAGCGGAUAUCAAAAAAUGAGCUUUGUAGCAGCUGUUUAAAGAUAAGCACUGACAGGCCGAUACACCUUGACAAACAAACUGUGAAGAAUUCUACAUCGAGCUGCUGUCAAAAAAUACUGCAGAGAGCGAUUGAAGCAGAAUUGCAGACUCUGAACACUCAUUAUCAGAUGUGCUAUCAGCACUGCUUGAAGAUUUACAAACUGGCUUUGGAAGAAACCACAUGUUUUAGCAGAUGUAAUAGAAAUAUCGAAUUAUGUUCAUCUCUCAUGCUGGUUUUGGAAGAGCUAAAAGAGAAUUACAACAGAAUGAGAAUGAAAAUAAAAAUGGGCAUACCUUUAAAUGCACUUCCACCGCUAUCAGUUGAGAUGAAGUUGUCCCCCAUCUCCUCUCCUUAUGUCCCAUCCAAGUUUUUCAGAGAGGAUCUUUGCUAUGAUUCUGUUUCAGGCACAAGAAAAGCUGACUUUGAAGCACCAAAACUGCAAGAAAGGAAAAUUUCUGUUAACAUGGACAAUCCACAGCUUGUAUGUUUAACUGAUGCCAGUCAGCCAAGUGAGUCGACUUCCUCCAAGACAUUUGAAGGACAACAUAAAGAUCAGCAUGUGGAAUGUGGCUGUGUGAAAAAUGAAGAAGGGAAUGAAUAUUGGUUUGAUGCUAAAGAGGACUUGACAGUACCAGAUUUUUCAGUAAUAUCUGAAGAAACAGAAAAGCAACAAGAAAAACAAGACAUGGUAGAUGUAAGAGAAACCAAGAAAAUUGAGAGUGGAAAUGAGUGUUUUAUUUGUAUUGGUGGCCUGAGUUCCUCAGUGUCAGAGGGUGAUUUAAGAUCACAUUUCCAGAAGUAUCAGAUUUCUGACAUUCUUAUGUGUGUGGAUUCUGGUAACUACAGAUAUGCAUUUAUUUGCUUUAAAGAGGCUAACAAAGCAAAAUUAGCUGUAGAGGAAAUGAACGAGAAAAAAAUAAAAGGAAAAACAAUAAGCGUUGAAUUUGUAAAGCAUUCGUCAUUAGUUUCCCAAAUACUUACAAAUAAGCUCUGGCCUGAAAUCCAGCCUGUUGAUAGCAGUCAAAGAAAAGAUCAAGAUAAAACACUCACUUCAGCCUCCAAUGCUGUGAAAGCACCUUAUGCCAUCUCUGCUGCUGAGAAAACGCAACUGCUUCCCAUAGCUCCAUCAAAAAUUUCUUGCUCUACGCAAGUACCUUCAGAAGCCAAGUGCCCUCAUCUGAAAUCAUCUAGUGAAGAUUCGGUACAUUAUUUGAUUGGAGUUAAUCAAAAGGACACUGGAGAAAAUUUCCUGCAGAAAACCUCUGCUCCUUUCUCCACUAAUUCUUAUGAGGCCUUUAUUCCUCUAAAUACAUUGAAUUUGAGCAGCUUUACCAAAUUAAUGAAGAAACUUCAAGAAAUGCAUCCAGAAGCUAGCAGAGACAAAAUUGUGGAUGCUCUGCUGGAGGUGAAGAAAAACAACAAAGGUAUCUUAAGUGGCUUACCCAUCAGCACUAUUAGGGAAAGGACCUCUGCCAUUCUAAGGAAAUCAACACCCAGUUGUGGAAAUUCCAGGUAUCCUUUGAGUAUCGGGGAAGACAACAAGGGCUUCCUUUUAGAAGUCCUGGUUUUGGAGCUGGCAGUGCUGGUGGACAUGGUUACACAGUCCCUGGCUGCAGCAGAGUUGUCUCAUGUCCAUUUUGACUCAGAAGCAUGUUGCAGACUGCAGAACACUGAUAAGGCCAAACAGUUCCUUCAGGAUGAAGCCUGGGGAAACGGCUGCGGAGAAGCGAUCCCCGCGCGGAGCGAAGCAGCGGGCGGCGGAGCGGACUCCCCGGGCCGGGCAGGCGGGGCGCUCGGAGCCCGGGGCGCUGGGCCGGCCGGGGCCCGCCCCUCCGCGGAGCCCACCCCACCGGCCCCGGGGAGCGGAGCUGCGGCGGAGUGGGGGGAGGAUCCCGCCCCGCCGCCCCGCUCCGUCCCACGGGCCGCGGGCGGGGGGUGCGCGGGGCAGAGCGCGGCCGUGGCGAUGGCCCUGCUGCCGCGGCGCUUCCUCUGCUUCCUGCUGGCCCAUCACUUCAUCGCGGCGACGGCGUGCCAGGAGGCGGACUACGGCUGGAUGAUCCGGCACUACUGCCUGAAGCAGUUCCAGCUCAGCAUGGAGGGCAUCGGGCAGCGGCUCUGGUGUGACUGGGAUGAGACUGUGGGCACAUACGGGGAGCUGACGAACUGCACGGCGCUGAUCGCCGAGAGGCUCGACUGCUACUGGCCCAACCGGCUGGUGGACGAGUUCUUCGUGGCCGUGCACAAGCAGUACUUCAGGAACUGCGCUCCCUCCGGCCGGGCGCUGCACGACCCCCCCAACAGCGUCCUCUGCCCCUUCAUCCUGCUGCCCGUCCUCGUCACCCUGCUGAUGACCGCGCUGGUGGUGUGGAGGAGCAAACGCAGCGAGGGCAUCGUGUAGGGACACCCUGGGGGAGGACAAAGCCCCGGAGGCAGAGACAGCAACACCACCGCUCCUCCCUCGCCGGGACCCUCCACAUGUGCUGCUCACCCAGCGGUUUCCAAAUAAGUACGUAAUUUAAGACACCGUUUGGUGGUCCGGGAUGCCGGUGGCUGGUGAAGCCAUCACAGGCUGUCACAGAGUCCUCUCGGGGUACCGGGGAGCACGGCUUGACCCAGACAUCAGCACUGUCACGGCUCUGCUCAUCCUUUCCCACUUGCUUCCCUCCCAGCAAACCCCCAGCAUUGCGUGCCAAAAGAGGAACAUUUUUAAAGAGAAAACAAAAAGAGGAUGGGGUGGUUAAAAUCCUGCCAGCCCUACAGUGCCAGCGUGCCAGUAACCACCACAGCUUCUUCUUUUUGUCUUUUUUUUUUCACACCAGGAAAGGAAUCUUCUCCCCUAGCACAAGGACGAGGCCUGAACGGGGUGGGUUUUGCCUGGGAGAUGGGGUGUAAUAGGCAAAAGUUGCCAGUGGCAGAGGGUGGCAUGGGUGGUGGCCUUGCCGGUGCCCUAGGGCUAAGAGCAACAGGAACAAGGUGCUUUUCCUACCUAAAUGAAUAAAUACAUCAGUAAACCAGG
This is a messenger RNA of Columba livia (rock pigeon), 6701 nucleotides long. RefSeq names its product RNA binding motif protein 44 (gene RBM44). The coding region runs from base 2169 to 6083 and encodes 1304 amino acids. The transcript is spliced from 17 exons. The record is from RefSeq and is a predicted model, not a curated record. Gene Ontology annotation, biological process: protein localization to plasma membrane; regulation of G protein-coupled receptor signaling pathway; G protein-coupled receptor signaling pathway. Gene Ontology annotation, molecular function: coreceptor activity; RNA binding. Lineage: Eukaryota; Metazoa; Chordata; Aves; Columbiformes; Columbidae. Gene Ontology annotation, cellular component: membrane; cell surface; signaling receptor complex.